Messenger RNA from Juglans regia (Persian walnut), 2315 nucleotides. RefSeq lists its product as uncharacterized. The transcript has 4 exons. The record is from RefSeq and is a predicted model, not a curated record. NCBI's taxonomy places the organism in Eukaryota, Viridiplantae, Streptophyta, Magnoliopsida, Fagales, Juglandaceae. The coding region runs from base 110 to 2065 and encodes 651 amino acids.
CCAUUGAGUUCCAUUUUCUUUGAAUUCCUUUCCCGUGCCAUCGAGACCCAUUUUCUUUGACCCAUUUCACAUUUUUCAGUUAUCCAAUCAGGCCGAUGGUUUCUUCCUAAUGAUCGUCAAAAAAUCCAUUAUUUUCACAACUACAGUACCUAAUCGCGUAAAGAAAGUUUUGGGUUCCUUUGUUUCUUUAUUUUUCUUCUUUAGGAUAUUCAAGGAGAUGGCAAAUUUGAUCUCUGGGGUUCUUGUGAAGCUUCUUGAAGAAAUGGCAGUUGAUGAAAAGGUGCCAGAGGAUUGUAAACCUGUUAUGUUACAAAUUCGAAGCAUAAUUCCUAUAUUGGCAGAGGAUGAUAUUUGGCCUAACCAAGGGUUCUACUUGAAGGUUUCUGAUGCUUCGCAUUCUAUGUAUGUAUCUCUGCCUCACGAGAAUGAUGACAUGGUUCUUUGUAAUAAAUUGCGACUUGGGCAGUUAAUAUACGUCGAAAAGUUGGAGGGAGCGUAUCCAGUUCCAAUGCUUAAAGGCGUGAAGCUUGUCCCAGGCCGGCGUUCCUGCAUUGGAAAUCCCAAAGAUCUUGUUGCCAUAGAAAAUUUGGCGAAUGUUUCUCGGGCUUCUGAUUCUUUGUUUUCGAUGGAAAUGGAUAAGAAGCCGCAAGAAAGGUUUCGUUCUCAAAGAUUUUCAAGGGUCAGAUCAAAUGAAGAUCCACAUAGACAAGCCCGCAGGUCUAGAACUUUCGAUAUCGUGAGCGAAUCAUCUGAUGUAAUGAAGUCGUAUCGGAAAAUUAGCUCAGGUUCAGUCGACAAAGAUAGCGAUACAGAAAGUACAAUAUCUUCGUCCUCAUCUGUGACGGCAUUCAAGAGAAGAAGCUGGAAUGGGGGAGACAUUUCAGACUCCCAGAUUAUCAAGCAUGGGAGGAAACCAACUGGUCGUAGUCGAAGUGUACGUGUUUCUCCAGUCUUUUGUGCUGGGUAUGAUAGCUUAGAUGACAAUUCAAGCCCUAAAUCAAGAAGAAAAGAUAUUGGGAUAGAUAUGAAAUCGGUCAAAAGUUCCAACAAGUGUAGAAUCCCUAUGUCAGCAAAAUGUUGCGAGUCUUUGGAUCCUGCGGUGGUGUUUAGUUUGGUUGAUGAUAAAAAAUUGACAGAAACAACAAUAUUAUGGAGUUCCCUCCCCUCAACAUUAGUGAAGCUUGGCAAGGAGGUUUUAAGGCACAGAGAUGUGGCUCUGCUUGCUGCUGUGGAGGCAUUGCAAGAGGCUGCUGCUGGCGAAAGAUUGCUCAAAUGCCUAAGGACAUAUUCAGAGCUUCAGGCAGCCAAGGGGGCUGAUCGGCAGCCAUUAGUUGAUAACUUUUUUAGUCUUCAAGAUGACUUGGGGCACACUCAACAAAUUAUUGAGCUAUAUGCAAACAGUAAUCUACUGAGAGCAAAGGACAGUAAUCCCAAGGGCCCUGGUUCCAUCAGAGAAUGUCUGAAACUUGCUUUGGACAGAAAGAAAAAUGCAACUACAUGGAUUAGAGCUGCUUUGGUAUCCGACCUCACACUAUUUUCUGCCACUGGCAUCCCCAAGAGGACUACCAACGUGGGGAAAAAAACAAGCAUAACUUAUGGCAGUAAAACAAAGGGCACGUGUAUGGCGAGAAAACAUGUUAAUAGUGGCGAAAUCCAGGUUGGAUUGGCAGCUGAGACGAACAGUUCACCGCAAUGGUUUAAGGGAAGUGCUCUGCAUGCAGCAGUGGACCUGAAAAAUUCCCUUCAUGAUGAAUGUAGAAGAUGGUUCUUGGCUUUCGUUGAGGAUUACUUAGAUGAAGUGAAGGAAAAAACCAUUUCGAUGGAAUCAGAUAGCCAGGUAGCUGAGAUGAUGUGUCAGAUCAAGAGAGUGAGUGACUGGUUGGAUGUGAUGGUUAGCGAAAAGGCUAAAUCUCUGAAAAUGAGAUCCAAAGACGGUGCCCCAGUGGAGGAUUCUGAGUUAGAAGCUUUUGGAAGGGUGAGGGACAAAAUAUAUAUGGUCCUCUUGAAGCAUGUUGAGAGAACAUGCCAUGGAUUGGAAAAUAUGAAUGCAAUAGCUGAAGGUUGAAAACUUUCCAGUAAUGAAAUACUGUACUUCCAGGAAGGAGUUCUGACGAUUGACGAACAUUAACUAUCCAAAACUGCAUGUUGAUCCAUCUCAGUCUCCUUAUAAUUCUUAGUAGACGCAGUUUGUAUGGAAAAAAUGCCAUUCACUUCCAAAUAUGUAAAUAGAUUUUUUUCCCCUUUAGAAAUUCAGAUGUAAUUCGUUAUGAUUCUUUCAUCCAAUGAAAUGCACCGUUUCACUAGUUUUCUUUUGA